Messenger RNA from Temnothorax curvispinosus, 976 nucleotides. RefSeq lists its product as uncharacterized. Gene Ontology annotation, cellular component: synaptonemal complex. Bases 64 to 798 code for a protein of 244 amino acids. NCBI's taxonomy places the organism in Eukaryota, Metazoa, Arthropoda, Insecta, Hymenoptera, Formicidae. Gene Ontology annotation, molecular function: SUMO transferase activity. The record is from RefSeq and is a predicted model, not a curated record. The transcript has 5 exons. Gene Ontology annotation, biological process: reciprocal meiotic recombination; homologous chromosome pairing at meiosis; protein sumoylation.
CGUUUCGAUCAAAGAUCAGCAAUUCCGUGUUCGAAAUUAUACGAUCGUUGUACGACUUGCAAGAUGUCGGAAAUGAUUGAAUUGAACUGGAUGAUCUGCAACAAGUGCUUCGCCCCGUUCUACAGAGGAAAGCGUCCCUAUCACGUCACCCAGUGUGGCCAUAUUUCCUGCCAGAAUUGUUUGCAGCAAGUCGAGCAGCAAUGUCCGCAAUGCCAGCAUGGCACCAUGGCGCUGGCCCUGCAGGAUCCGCUGAUGCCGAAAUUAAUCCCGUACUUUCAGCCGUUCACCGAGAUUGUGGAAAUGCAGUUGAUGAAAGUCAACAUGUUCCGGGACAACCAGAUGAAAAUAUUGAUGCACCGCUUUACUGAACUCGAUAAGAAGUACGAGUUGCUGAAGACCCGAUUUUGGCCUGCACAACGCAAUUUUAAGGCAUUGGUGGAUAAGUACACGAGCGUGAAGAACGAGAAGGAUAAGCUCGAGAAGAAGCUGAUGUUCUAUCAGACGCACAGAGUAACUCCUCCGCAAUCUGGAUACCGCGGGAUGGAAAUAACGCCAUCCGACUCCGGUAUCUCUGUGCCGACCUCGCACUCAUCAGUAAGGUGCUCCAUGGAAUCGUCAGAUCGUCUGAAAUCCAUGAUCGUAACGCCCACGUUGAACGGUUCAGAAUUCAACAUGGACAUAACGCCCAUGGGAUCGAUUGAUCUGAAUAGGACAGCGCGCAGAACUGCUGAUGGGUUACGUUUUCGCCGUAACCGUAAACCUCCGCAAUCUAUGGAUUCCCAAAAUAUGUUAUCUUAAAUUGUAGUUUUAUAACAAGAGGCAAAUUUUUUUCGUUAUUCAUUAUACUCUUUCAUAAUUAUAUUAUCUCGAGUUCGCAGUGUCACUUUAUUUUAUUUACGUACAAACGAGAACGCGAACUUUCGUUGUAAUUAAAGAUUAAACAAAUACGAUCUUAAAUAUGUGAAGAAAAACGUAA